GGCACAAUAUAUUACAGUCUAGGGCUCGCUGCUGAAAAGCCUGCUGGAUCUUCCAGUGACCUGCUGUUCUUUCCUGCUUUCCUGUGUGUUUUUUUUUUCUUCUUCUCUAGAUUUAGAUUAAAAACAAAGCCCGGUCCUCCUUCUCCCUUGUCUUUUUAGACCUCUGCAAAGAAGCCCUGUAGUUUUGAGGUACUGUUACAAGGUUGGAAGAUUCGAAUGGAGAUACGUGUUUGUUUUUGUAGCUUGUUGGGGACAUUUGCAGAAGGACAAGUCUAAGGAGAGCUGGACGUGAUUCUUCGGAAUUCCCUGCUUCUCCCAUUCUCCUGAUCUGUCGGACAGUAACAAAGUGGGACGUCAGGGAAUUCUCGGGGGAAAUCCAGUCCAAGUGUGAAGUAAGGGGAUCUGUUUUUGGAGGACUCCUUGUCGGAUGCACUGACUGUCUUCUGCGGCUCCGAAAGGACAGAGCCGGGUUCCCGAGCUCAAUCCGGGGCUCAGUCCCCUGGUAGAGGGGGAACGCAAGAGUACGGAGGGUCAGUGCAUUGCCCGUCAAACCGGCAUCCCUCCGUUGACCAUGUACCCACAGGGUAGACACCCGGUACCUCUGCAGCCUGGACAGUCAUUUAAGUUUACAGUUCUGGAGACCCUGGACCGCAUUAAAGAGGAGUUUCAGUUCCUUCAGGCUCAGUACCACAGUCUCAAGUUGGAGUGUGAGAAGUUGGCCAGUGAGAAAACUGAGAUGCAGCGCCACUAUAUCAUGUACUACGAGAUGUCCUACGGGCUCAACAUUGAGAUGCACAAACAGGCGGAGAUCGUGAAGCGACUCAGUGCUAUCUGUGCUCAAAUCAUCCCUUUCCUCUCUCAGGAGCAUCAACAGCAGGUUGUUCAGGCGGUGGAGCGAGCUAAACAAGUGACCAUGGCAGAGCUCAACGCCAUCAUAGGGCAGCAGCAGCUCCAGCACCUGUCUCACCACACUCCAGGUAUUCCUCUCACUCCUCAUCCUUCAGGUCUGUCUCUGGGUGGGACGUCCAGUCUGUUGGCCCUCACUGGGGCCCUGGGAGUCACGGCACACCUGGCCAACAAGGACGAACGCAACCACCUAGACCCAGAGCACCUACGAGAGGGUGCGCCCAGCAGGAGUAAAUCAGUGUCGUCGACUGACAGUCAGGCGGUGGAGGAUCGUCAGGGUCCGUCAGGGGUUUAUUCCUCUCAGGCCGGUGGUGAUGCCAAACGGAGACGCUGUGAGGAAAAAGACAUUCUGCAGUCCCACUACGACAGUGAUGGAGACAAGAGCGAGGACAAUCUUGUAGUAGACGUCUCGAAUGAGGAAGCUUCCUCUCCGGUCGGCAGUGCUCCUCUCUCUCCUCAUGGAAAUGGACUGGAUCGAGCUCUACCACUGAGGAAAGAGCUCCCAGGAUCCCCCAGUCCCCCCACAGCCUCCCCGCCACACAGCCCAACCCCUGGCAAAAACAAGGACACGGCACAAACAGAAAAAUCUCAGUCGCCUUCCUCAAAAUCAGGCAAUUCCUCUCCCUCUCACCAUGACCCUCUCACCCCUGGUCCACCCGGCCCACCGGGACCCAGCACGUCCUGUUUACGCCUGGUCAACAAACCUGCCUCCUCGGCAGACCCUCUGGCUCUGCGGAGCCCCUUAACCAUGACGCCCGGUUCUUACCCAGCUCACUUUGGGGUGGUGUCUCACGCUGGGCUGAAUGGAGAGCUGGCCAGUCCGGGCGGAUUCGGAGGCUCACUCACCCUCUCGCCCCAAAUCAGUGCUGCAGCCAGUGCCUACACACGCAGCCCUAUGGUAGCGUAUGAAUCCCGUUCACAUCUCAGGCCCUCAGGGCUGUCCUCCUCACUUCCUGGCUCUACUAGUGGCAAACCUGCUUACUCGUUCCAUGUGAGCGCAGAUGGUCAAAUGCAGCCGGUGCCCUUUCCUCCUGAUGCCCUCCUCGGCCCUGGCAUCCCGCGUCAUGCCCGUCAGAUCCACACUCUGAGUCAUGGAGAGGUGGUGUGCGCCGUCACCAUCAGCACUUCCACACGCCACGUCUACACCGGUGGCAAAGGUUGUGUCAAAGUAUGGGACAUCAGCCAACCAGGCAGCAAGAGCCCGAUGGCCCAACUGGACUGUUUGAAUCGAGACAACUACAUCCGCUCAUGCAAGAUUCUCCCAGAUGGCCGGACCUUAAUAGUUGGGGGCGAGGCCAGCACACUGUCCAUCUGGGACUUGGCCACACCCACUCCACGCAUCAAGGCAGAAUUGACGUCUUCGGCUCCGGCCUGCUACGCUCUGGCCAUCAGUCCUGACAACAAGGUCUGCUUCUCCUGCUGCAGUGACGGAAACAUCGUAGUCUGGGACCUGCACAACCAGACACUCGUCAGGCAGUUCCAAGGCCACACAGAUGGAGCCAGUUGUAUUGAUAUUUCUAAUGAUGGGACCAAAUUGUGGACGGGAGGUCUGGACAACACUGUACGCUGCUGGGACCUGAGAGAAGGGCGACAGCUGCAGCAGCAUGACUUCACAUCACAGAUCUUUUCUCUGGGUUACUGUCCUACGGGUGAAUGGCUUGCAGUGGGGAUGGAGAGCAGUAAUGUGGAAGUGCUGCACGUCUCCAAACCAGACAAAUACCAGCUACACCUUCAUGAAAGCUGCGUUCUCUCGCUCAAGUUUGCCUACUGCGGGAAGUGGUUUGUAAGCACAGGAAAGGACAAUCUUCUCAAUGCAUGGAGGACGCCUUACGGAGCCAGUAUUUUCCAGUCAAAGGAGACCUCAUCUGUCCUGAGCUGUGACGUGUCUCCAGAUGACAAGUAUAUUGUAACUGGAUCUGGGGACAAGAAAGCCACGGUGUAUGAGGUGGUGUACUGAACGCAGACGCAAGAAUGAACAAAGAACACCAAGCAUGACACAAUCAUGGCCGACAUCUCGGGCAACCAUGGCUCUUUCAUUUAUGGUCCUUUCACUCCAUCUGUUUCAGAGAUAGAAAAAGGCUUUCUUCAAAUUAGCAUUCUACAUUGUACAUUUUGUAGUACAUUGUGCUACAUACUACAUUUACCAAAACGUCCUGUAUAAAAAUGUAAUUGUGCUCAAAGUGACCUUCCAGUUUAAAGCUGACAUGAGAUGGAAAUUCGGCCAAUUUUCCUAAUGCAUCUUAAUCUUGUUGAAACCAAUUUUAACCGAUUUAAUAACAAAUAACCUGACCUUCCUGUCAAAAGACAAGCUGAUAUAUGACCGACCUCUUCAAUCAUAUAGUUGGUUUAAACCCCACCCCUUUCUGCAAACCUGCGUUAACAUCUCUAAUCAACAGCCAGUGGAUUGAUGUCUAACGAUUUUUACUUAACAAUACCAAUAUAGGCAGAAUGAUGGCUUAGUGGUUUGCACUGUUGAUUCACAGCAAGAAAGUUGCUGGUUUGAGUCCCGGCUGGGCCAGUUAGCAUUUCUGUGUGGAGUU
Molecule: messenger RNA, 3446 nt
Organism: Danio rerio (zebrafish)
Lineage: Eukaryota; Metazoa; Chordata; Actinopteri; Cypriniformes; Danionidae
Source: RefSeq, a predicted model, not a curated record